GGUAGCGCAUAACAACUCGCUGGCCAAUAUAAAGCACAGCAUUGCUCUUGAAGGCAACACAAACGCGCAAAAUGAUGUUCUUCGUGCUCCUGCUGUCCUUCCUGCCACUGCUGACAGGCUCUCUACUCCCAUCUCAAUCAGCCACCACACAGAUAACUUGUGAUGAAGGUUUUCACAACAUUUACGACCGCUGCGUCCAGUUCCGCACGCAGGAAGUCUCGUGGCACGAGGGGAAGAACGAGUGCUUUAACAUGGGGGCCGAACUAGCCAAGGUCGAUGACGCAAACUUCAUGUACUACCUCGUCAAGUUCAUCAGAAAUAAUGGGCUCGACGGUCACAAUUACUGGAUCGGCGCCUCAGACGAAGGCCACGAAGGCGACUUCAGGUGGACGGACGGGACGGAGGUCAAGAUGGGGACGCCGUUCUGGGGCGACAGCGAAGACCAGGUUCAGGAGCCCGACGGUGGUACCAACCAGAACUGCGUGUUCAUGGCCAGAGGCGAUCACUUCUUCUUUUUUGAUUAUGAUUGUAGCCCUCCACAAGCCAUUAUCUGUGAGAAAUUUAUGUAGUUUUAGUAGAGGAAUAAAAAAAUAAAUUCUUAAUACAAGAACACCGAUA
Penaeus vannamei (Pacific white shrimp) is the source of this 618-nucleotide messenger RNA. Its product is annotated as hepatic lectin. The record is from RefSeq and is a predicted model, not a curated record. NCBI's taxonomy places the organism in Eukaryota, Metazoa, Arthropoda, Malacostraca, Decapoda, Penaeidae.